This is a messenger RNA of Cynoglossus semilaevis (tongue sole), 2938 nucleotides long. Its product is annotated as DNA damage-regulated autophagy modulator protein 2. The record is from RefSeq and is a predicted model, not a curated record. Gene Ontology annotation, biological process: photoreceptor cell maintenance; regulation of autophagy. Lineage: Eukaryota; Metazoa; Chordata; Actinopteri; Pleuronectiformes; Cynoglossidae. Gene Ontology annotation, cellular component: lysosome.
GCUAAUGACAAACGCAUGCGCACUGGCUCCUGUAGCAAACCCUGAUACUAGUUCCGUCAUAUUAGAGUGAAAUUCGCUUUUAUAAAUGGCGCUUUUAGUAUUUUAACGUUUUGUGGAUAACUAAUGACAUUUAACCGUUGUAACCUGUUCGGUGUUCGGCUUAAACAGGUCGUCUGAACUUUGGUGCUGCUGUUGCCAGAUUAUGUUCAUCAGAACAUUCCAGUAACGGUUUUUACAGCAACACACACUCAGUCCAGAGACCAUGUGGUGGUUCCAGCAGGGUCUGUGCUUCCUGCCUGUGGCUCUGGUCAUCUGGACAGCAGCCUCCUUUGUCUUUGCUUAUGUCACAGCGGUGCUGCUCAGACAUGUGGAUCCUCUGGUUCCCUACAUCAGUGACACUGGAACCAUGGCACCAGAAAGGUGUGUGUUUGGCAUCAUGUUGGAUGUGUCGGCCUUCUUAGGAAUGGCAACAGUGUACGUCCGUUACAAACAGGUUGAGGCUCUGACUACUGCAGACGAAGUCACCCUCAUCGGGAGCCGCUAUGGCCUGCUGCUGGGCUGGAUCAGCUCCUUAGGAAUGUGUGUGGUUGCCAACUUCCAGAAGACCACCCUGUUCUCCAUGCACCUGGUGGGCGCGGUGCUGACCUUCGGGGUCGGAGCUCUUUACAUCGUGGUUCAGACGCUGAUCUCAUCCAAGAUGCAGCCUCACAUCAACAGCAAAAGCAUCUACCUGAUCCGCCUGGGGGUCGGUGUCUGGACCAUGAGUAGCAUCAUCAGCAUGUUCAUAUCGUCAGUCAUCAUGUACAGCAGUCUACCAGGAGAGGACCUGCCUCACAAACUGCACUGGACACCAGGAGAAGUGGGUUACACAGCUCAUAUCAUCAGUACCGUGUCUGAAUGGUCUCUGGCCUUUUCCUUCAUCAGCUUCUUCCUCACUUACAUCAGAGAUUUUCAGAAAAUUAACCUGCGAGCAGAGGUAAAUCUGCAGAGCGCACACCUGUACGAUUGUCCACAUGGAGGCGCUGCGGCGACACGACAACACAAACGUGAAGCAUCUGAAUCUUCUCCACUGCUCUCAGGAGGAAUCUGACCAACAAAUGAGUAUCAGACAAGAACUGACAAAAUACACAAACAUACAGGUUUUAUACCAUAAGCAUUUUCUUCUAUGGGCUUCAAUGGCAUUACUGCCAUCUAGUGGGUAAUUUUACACCAAUUAAAAUCCCUUCCAAGUUUCUAUCAGUGACAUCAUGGUAAUUAAUAGCAUAAACCAGAAUUUAUGAUAGUGAAUCAACUGAUUACUUGACAGUAGUUGUUAAAUAUACUGUACAUAUAAACAGUUUUCAAAAAGCCACUUAUUUUGGUGAAGGGGUUUUUAAAACCUCAGGUGUGGAAAAAGUUCAAUAUAAAGUAAAUCCUUAUUUUUCAAAAACAAGAUAUAAAUAUACAUUAAGUUUUCUAAAUUUCUAGGCUCAAGAGUAGCCCAUGUUUAGGAACUCUGCUGUUCUUAUGGCAUUUACUACAUUUUCCACAAUGUGGAAUUUUAACACUGUAAAAAAAACAUUUUAAUUUAGCAACAGCAGACAUAGUAAAAUGUGUGGAAAAAUUCAAACACAUAAAUAUUAAAAGCUGUCUAAAAUGUGUUUUUGAAUGUAACUUGUCAGAAGCCCGUCACUACCUUAACAUGUGGUUUGGCCAUGGACUAUUUUUAUGUAAAUGGUCACAGCAAUUCUGAGCUUCCCUAUUCCCUAACUAAUCACAACAACUUUCAUCCCUUUCAUUAGAAAAUAAUUAAAAUUGUAUAAAUCAUAAACCUAUUUAGAGGAAAAUGUUUCAUAAUGCAUUACAGGGGUCUUUCUUUGUGCAAAGUCCAAACUUGAGUUGAUAGAGUUGCAACAUUUUAAGGUGUAGCAGUGUCCAUUUUAUGUAUAUGUUCUCUGGCUACAACCCUGCUGCUACCCAGGGCAGAAGCUGGUUUUCUUAUGAUUUUAGUAUUUAAUGGUUUGGAUGUGGAUGUUGACACUGAUGUGUUAAACUGAACCAAAAAAAAAUUAAAGUUUUAAGUAAAAAUGUUAGCGUAAAAAGUACAGUAUAUACAGUAUAACACUUUUACGUUCUUUGUACUUGAUAUCAGAUUAAUUGGAUCCAGAGAACCUGACAGAUUUUCUGCCUAAUAUUCAUGCCCUUUUUUUUGUUGCAUUUUAUAGAACCUCAGGGAGUUGUUUUUUUUUUAAUCCAGAUUAGUUGAAGCCAAUUUAUUUUUAUCAAACUAGUCCUUAGACCUUAUGGCUAUGUUCAUCAAGGUAGCAUUAUUGCUGUGCUUGUGUCUUUUUGUUUAAAUAGCACGAUCAGUUUUGUCUUGAUGAAGCUGAUGAAAAUGUGGGUCAAUAUUUAAGGUCACUUCUAGCCCUUUUUGUUUCAAUUUCAUCAAAUGAUCAAUUUUUUUUCCAACAUCUGCAUUAUUAUACACGUCUGGGUUUAUACUUUAUUACUGUUGGAGGGGACUAUCAUUAUUAUAACUAUUCAUUAAAAAAAACAAAACGAUAUAAAAGACUCUACUUCUUGUUAAAUGCAGCUCAAACUCAAUGUGAUUUUUUUUUAUUCUCUAUUUAGUAGAACAACAUGAAAAGUCACUCCAUUGGAAGCAAAUAUGUCACAAACUGUAUUUCCUUCAUAAAACUAUUUUAUUUUUGUUAUGGAAAGUGAAUAUUAUUCAGUUUCAGCCAUUGAAUAAUUCUGAAAAAGAUGGAAACCUUUACCACCAAAUUAAACAAUUAUUAAAAUCAACUGUCCAAACGCAAGGGUCUGAUCACAAUCAUCACAUUCUCUGCACAACAGAAACUUGUGUGUUUAGCCCCGUCUUCUUCAUGUACUCAAAACUACAAGUUCACUUUAAACCAUAACCAGAAUCAAUGGCUUGUUUACAUUAUGUACACAGUUC